Molecule: messenger RNA, 945 nt
Organism: Capsicum annuum
Lineage: Eukaryota; Viridiplantae; Streptophyta; Magnoliopsida; Solanales; Solanaceae
Product: phosphoprotein ECPP44-like
Biological process (GO): response to water
Cellular component (GO): membrane
Source: RefSeq, marked provisional
GUCAAAACUUUUACUUUAGUGAUCAUUCUUUGCUUUAUUCUUACAAGUUUCUCUUUGUUUUCUUUGAAUUGAAACAAAGGAAAAAAUGGCUGAUCAGUAUGAACACAACAAGCCUUCAGUUGAAGAGACUACCACUGGUGCUAACGUGGAAUCAACAGAUCGUGGUUUGUUUGAUUUCCUAGGGAAAAAGGAGGAGGAAAAACCAACUCAUGCUCAUGAAGAACAAGCAAUUUCAUCUGAGUUUGGUGAGAAAGUUAAAGUAGGUGAAGAAGAACACAAGGAGGAGGAGAAAAAGAAAGAAGAGAAGAAACUUCAUCGAUCAAGUAGCAGCUCUAGUAGCUCAAGUGAUGAGGAGGAAGAAGUAGUAGGAGAAGAUGGACAGAAAAUCAAGAAGAAGAAAAAGAAGGGAUUGAAGGACAAGAUGAAGGACAAAAUAUCUGGUGAUCACAAGGAAGAAGACAAGAAAACGGAAGACACUUCAGUUCCAGUUGAGAAGUACGAGGAAACUGAGGAGAAAAAGGGAUUUCUAGACAAGAUUAAGGACAAGUUGCCAGGUGGAGGACAGAAGAAGACGGAGGAGGCCGCUGCACCGCCAUCGCCACCACCACCACCAGCUGUGGCGGAGCACGAGGCGGAGGGGAAGGAGAAGAAGGGAUUUUUGGACAAGAUUAAGGAGAAAUUGCCAGGGUAUCACUCAAAGACUGAAGAGGAAAAGGAAAAAGAAAAAGAAGCAGCAUCUCACUAAGUAAUUAAAGUUGAUAGCAUGGGAAUGAAUGUUUAUUUGUUGCUUUUUUGAACUUUUGGUAUGUUAUGAUUGUGGUGUUCUGUUGUUUUUGGAUUUUGAAGGAUGUUAUAAGUGCUGUAUUUUGAUAUUUCUAUAUGUAAGUGCAUAGUUUUAUGUGUACUUUGAUGGUAUGGAUUUGUAAAAUGCAGUGAUUUUGGUUU